AAGAAAUGAGAUUGAAUACAAAGACGCGGCCUGCAGACCUCCGGGAAACAUCGGAAGAAAAAUACGAAUAGUCAGUCAAGUCGUAUCUGUUGUCAUCGCCAUACAAAGCGCACUACAGAAUUUCCUAAACGCUUCUAUUCAACGAUUUCUCGACUUGCUUUCUACGGAAAAGGUUUGUGAAAGAUGAGCGACAAUUUGAUGGAUAAAGUCAGCUCUUUGGGAGAGCGAUUGAAGAUCGGAGGGUCAGAGGUGGGGCAAAAAAUUACUGCUGGAAUGAGCUCCAUGAGCUUUAAGAUGAAGGAGUUUUUCCAAGGCCCUAACCAGGCGGAUAAGCUCGUUGAGGAGGCGACGGCGGAGACUUUGGAUGAGCCCAAUUGGGCAACGAAUCUUGAACUCUGUGACAUGAUUAAUCAUGAUAGGGUCAAUAGUGUUGAACUCAUACGGGGCAUAAAGAAGCGGAUCCAGUUGAAGAGCCCCAGGAUUCAAUACUUGGCCUUGGCGUUGCUUGAAACCAUUGCAAAGAAUUGUGAGAAGGCAUUCUCGGAAAUCGCAUCUGAGAGGGUGCUUGACGAGAUGGUGAAGUUGAUUGAUGAUCCUCAAACUGUUGUGAACAAUCGGAACAAGGCUCUCAUGAUGAUUGAAUCUUGGGGUGAAUCAUCAAAUGAGCUUCGCUAUUUGCCUGUUUAUGAAGAGACUUACAAGAGUUUGAGAUCAAGAGGUGUACGCUUCCCUGGUCGUGAUAAUGAGAGCCUAGCCCCCAUCUUCACUCCUCCAAGAUCUGUAGCAGCUUCAGAAUUAAAUGCCACCCUUGCACAACAAAUGCAUAAUGAUGUUCCACCUCCUCCGACCUUGUCAGCUGAACAAACCAAGGAGGCAUUUGAUGUGGCAAGAAAUAGUAUAGAGCUUCUUACCACUGUUUUAUCCUCUUCACCUCAACAAGAUGCUUUAGAGGAUGACUUGACAACUACGCUUGUACAACAGUGCCGCCAGUCCCAAAAUACUGUUCAGAGAAUCAUUGAGACUGCUGGAGAUAAUGAGGCCCUCCUUUUUGAAGCUUUGAAUGUGAAUGAUGAGAUCCUGAAAGCCCUCUCAAAGUAUGAAGACAUCAUAAAACCUGCAGUAGUUCCAUCAGCACCGGAACCUGCUAUGAUACCCGUUGCUGUUGAGCCUGAUGAGUCCUCCUACGUGGGAAAGGAAGAUGCUUUGGUCCGAAAGCCUGCAGGCUCCCGUCCUGGCGCUCACAAUGGACCCAAUGAUGAAAUGAUGGACGAUCUUGAUGAGAUGAUCUUUGGUAAAAAAGUGGGUGGUUCAUCUGAAUCAGGGCAUGAUCAAAAGAAGCAGCAACCACCAAAGGAUGAUCUCAUUUCCUUUUAAGUUUCCUCAACAGCGCUGGAUUAUAUUUGAAAACCUGUCUUUGCUGGUGUUAAUACGAUUCGCUUUUAGAUGGUAUUGGCAGUUCUUUCAAUCAUUAUGUCUUUCUAAAGGAACACGACAAUUUGCCAUUCUCUUUUCACUAACAUUUGAACUACUGCUAUUUCGACUUCUUAUGUUUGAUGAACUUGGGUUCAAUUGCUUGAAUGAUACAGGAUGAUAUGUAUUUGGUAUAUACAAGGCU
Ipomoea triloba (trilobed morning glory) is the source of this 1615-nucleotide messenger RNA. Its product is annotated as TOM1-like protein 1. Gene Ontology annotation, biological process: protein transport to vacuole involved in ubiquitin-dependent protein catabolic process via the multivesicular body sorting pathway. The record is from RefSeq and is a predicted model, not a curated record. NCBI's taxonomy places the organism in Eukaryota, Viridiplantae, Streptophyta, Magnoliopsida, Solanales, Convolvulaceae. The transcript is spliced from 4 exons. Bases 184 to 1374 code for a protein of 396 amino acids. Gene Ontology annotation, molecular function: ubiquitin binding; phosphatidylinositol binding.